Molecule: messenger RNA, 2446 nt
Organism: Nothoprocta perdicaria
Lineage: Eukaryota; Metazoa; Chordata; Aves; Tinamiformes; Tinamidae
Gene: ARSJ
Product: arylsulfatase family member J
Exons: 2
Coding region: 151-1587 (478 amino acids)
Source: RefSeq, a predicted model, not a curated record
GCGCCCGCCUCGCAGCCCCACAUCGUCUUCAUCCUGGCCGACGAUCAGGGCUUCAGAGACGUGGGGUACCACGGAUCGGAGAUCAGGACGCCCACCCUGGACAAGCUAGCUGCCGAAGGGGUCAAACUGGAGAACUACUAYGUUCAGCCUAUGUGCACGCCAUCCCGAAGCCAAUUUAUCACUGGAAAGUACCAGAUUCACACAGGACUCCAGCAUUCCAUCAUACGGCCCACCCAGCCCAACUGUUUGCCUCUGGACAAUGUGACCCUACCUCAGAAGCUGAAGGAGGUUGGUUAUUCAACACACAUGGUUGGCAAGUGGCACCUGGGGUUUUAUCGCAAGGAGUGCAUGCCCACACAGAGAGGAUUCGAUACCUUUUUUGGCUCGCUGUUAGGCAGUGGUGAUUAUUACACGCAUUUCAAGUGCGACAGCCCUGGGAUAUGUGGCUAUGACCUGUAUGAGAACGACAAUGCGGCUUGGGAUCACGACAAUGGCAUCUACUCAACACAGAUGUACACGCAGAAAGUACAGCAAAUCUUAGCUUCUCACAACCCCAGGAAACCUAUAUUCUUAUAUAUUGCUUACCAAGCUGUCCAUUCACCUCUUCAGGCACCAGGCAAGUAUUUUGAACAUUAUCGAUCAAUAAAUAACAUUAACAGGCGAAGAUAUGCUGCCAUGCUAGCUUGUUUGGAUGAAGCCAUAAACAAUGUAACUCUUGCUUUAAAGAAGUAUGGUUACUAUGACAAUAGCAUUAUCAUAUACUCUUCAGAUAAUGGGGGGCAGCCAACAGCUGGAGGGAGUAACUGGCCUCUCAGAGGAAGCAAGGGCACCUAUUGGGAAGGAGGAAUMCGCGCUGUUGGUUUUGUUCACAGUCCUCUUCUGAAAAACAAAGGCUCUGUGUGUAAGGAGCUUGUGCACAUCACAGACUGGUUCCCCACUUUGAUCACUCUGGCAGAAGGGCAGAUUGAUGAAGAUAUCCAGCUGGACGGCUACGAUAUUUGGGAAACCAUUAGUGAAGGCAGGCGUUCUCCAAGGGUGGACAUCUUGCACAAUAUCGACCCCAUCUAUACCAAAGCCAAGAACGGAUCGUGGGCAGCAGGCUAUGGGAUCUGGAACACAGCRAUCCAGUCAGCCAUCCGAGUGAACCAUUGGAAACUACUGACAGGAAAUCCUGGCUAUAGUGACUGGGUACCUCCACAGGCUUUUAGCAAUGCGGGCCCUAAUCGCUGGCACAACGAACGUGUUUCCUGGUCAGCUGGCAAAACUGUGUGGCUUUUCAACAUAACUGCUGAUCCCUAUGAGCGGGUGGACCUGUCUGCAAGGUACCCACACGUGGUGAAGGAGUUACUGCAGAGACUUUCGCAGUUCAAYAAGACCGCAGUUCCUGUUCGAUACCCGCCUAAAGACCCUCGCAGUAACCCGAAACUUAACGGAGGAGUUUGGGGGCCGUGGUUUAAGGAGGAUGAAAAGAAAAAGAAAGGAGAUAAAAAUAAAGGUGCAAAUAAACAAAAGAAGAAGAACAAGAAAAAGGCAAAUAGGAAAAAAGGGCAAUCAUUUCGUUGCCAUACACAUCUUGAUGGUGGAUAGACAGGAGCACAUUCUGUGGCCGAGUCUAAGUCAGCUUGGCUCAGCCGUCUUGAACUUGGGACAGAACAUGCUGGGAAUGCCAGCUCUGCACUGAGGAUGAAAGCUGUCAUCUCUCCCUUUGUUCUCAAAUUUCACCUGCACGAGAUAUGUUGAGACUCUGCCUUGAGUGUAUGUAAAGAUGCACAGGACAAACUUUCUCCUCUGAAGGGUGAAUGGUGCUCAGCCAUCAGGACGACAUUCCAAAGAACAGUGGAGAUACUGCUGAACUUGAGUGAUCCCAUUUUUGAUGGACAAAUGGUGGGGAAAUUCCCUGCCUAGAUUAGUCUGAACAUUUGGAGAGAGAGAGAGAAGAGGUUUAUGGUARAUGUUCUCAAGCAGGCAGGUCAUUCAUAGGAAGAAAGGAAAAACAAAACUUGACAAAUUCUGUCGUUCAGAGUAUUAGUCAUCAGGCUGUGCCUCUUUUUUUGGUACGGCACAGCAAAAACACAAAGCCAUCAAACUAACUUCGUGUGUGUGUGUGUGUGUUAAGUGUGUUUGUUGGGGGCUGGGAGGGAGCGGGGAGAGCCUGAUAGGAAGAAAGCUGCUUGGAAUUGGACUGUCUGUCUUAUAUAAAUCGUAUAAAUCAGAACUUUUUUUUUAGUUCCCUAGAUGUGCUAAGCUCUCACUUCCAGUAAAACCAGAAAGCUGCUGUUCAGCACACAUGAACAGCUAGCACAGGCUUUGAAUAAUUUAUUAUAGGCAAAGACAAAAGCACGCCACCAAAGUGAAUGUAAUACUUAAACACUUUAAGCUAACUGUAGUACAGUACAUAAAAGACAUAAUUUAUUUUAUAGCAUGACAGUCUUCCAGGUACAGCACA